GAGAGGAGGUGUGUGGGGGGGACUCAAAGUCUUCGGCCUUCAUCUUCCUCCUAUAUAAUGCAGCCUGUAGCUAUGAAGGCCACACCUCUAGCCAGAUGAGUGCGGUUCUGUGUAUUAUGUCCUACAGUUGACUUCUGCUAUAAUGUCGCUGUUUGAUUUACUGCGGGUACCACUAUUACUUGGUGCACAAAACACUUUUACAAGUUUUUUUUUUUCUUUUUCUUUUUUUCCGGAGCUGGGGACUGAACCCAGGGCCUUAUGCUUGCUAGGCAAGCGCUCUACCGCUGAGCUAAAUCCCCAACCCAUUUACAAGCUUUUUAAUUAACAAAACAAAAAGGAUCUUUCAGAGAAACCUCUUUAGAUUCCAGAUUGAGAAAUCCUGGGGGAAGAUCUUGAGACCUUUGGUUAUCCUGUUGCACAUAAAAUGUGUUUGCAGUUUGUUGAUGGAGUCCGUCAGCAUUUGCCUGACUUUCUAUCUGAAUCUGGCCCAAGUUAGGUGAAUUGGUCAUUAGCCGCGAGCAUGCGUGCUGUACCUGCACACACACGCGCGCGCACACACACACGCACGCACACACACGCACACACACACACACACACACACACCCUGGCAGAUCUUGAGCAUGCGUGCUGUACCUGCACACACACACACACACACACACACACACACACACACACACACACACACACACACACACACUGGCAGAUCUUGAGCAUGCGUGCUGUACCUGCACACACACACACACGCACGCACGCACGCACGCACGCACGCACGCACUCGCGCGCACGCACGCGAGCACGUGCGUGCGCUUGUUUUGAUAUGCCUUGACUGGCUCAAAGGCUGGGCAGUUCUAGUCCUCCCCAUGGUUAGCAUGUUUUUCCUUCUGUUCUUCCUGGCUCAAAUCUAUGUUUUAUCUUUGCUGCCCUGUUGCCUUCUGGGCAGCCUCUCCCACAGGGCCACUGUCCACAUACGUUUUGGAUGAGUUUUCUCCUGCAGCUCUAAAUCUGAUCCUUCUCCUUAGAGUCAUGGUGAUUCUCCUCCUUCCUUUCUUUCUCCCUCCUCCACCCCUCCAACCCGCCCCCCCACCCAACACAGCCACCAAUCAUUGGCUCUUUAUUGAUCAAUCAAAAAUCAACUGGGGGCAGGGACUUUCAUGUUUGGACUGUGGAUUCCUGAUUUUGGAGGCUGAAUUAAUUCAAAGCAUUAGAACCAGCGCCUAACAGUUAGGCAUGUAUACACAGUAUGCUUACACAUGAGAACAUGCAUGUUUACAUGAAUGCAUACCACACACACACGUAAAAAAGAAUUCAGUGCUUACUUUGAGAUUUCAUCUCUCUCCAGACAAAUAGCUAUCGUCAAGAAAAGAGACACCAGGCUGGGAAGUUGGCUCAGUGGGUAGAGAAGCUUUCUGCCAAGCCUGAAAGUCUGAGCUUGAUCCCUAGAAUGCGUGGUCAAAGUUGUCUUCUGCCGUUUACGCACUUGCUGUGGCAUACUCCUCCUUCAAUAAAUAAGUAAACUUUUAGUUUUUAAAAAGGCGAUUUUUAUUUUUAUGUGUACAGCUGUUGAGCCUGCAUGUGUAUCUGUGUACCAUGCACAUGCAAGACCAUGCAGGAGAGCCUCCCAAAGCCAGAGAGGGCAGCAUGAGCACAGGAACUGGAGUUACAGUUGGCUACGACUUCAUUCUGGUUCUCUUGAAGAGCAACAGCUCUGCUGACUGCUGAGCCAGCUCUCGAGCUCCAGGGAAUGACUGUUAAAAAAGAAAAUAGACAAGAAAUACUGGUGAGGAUGUGUGGAAAGACACACAUUCGCUGCUGGUGAGAGUGAAAACUAGUCCCCCCAUUAUGGAAGUAAAGAGACAUUUUCUCAUUAUUAAAAAUGAACUGUUGUAUGACCAAGAUGUUCCUCUCCUGGGAACAAGCACUGAGACACCCACACGUCCUUGUUCAUUGAUCUGUUAGCCACAGUAGCAGGACAGUGGGAUCAGCCUAGGUGCCCACUAGCAGAUGAAUAGAUAGUGAAUGUUUAUUAUCAAAUAUUAUUCAGCUGUGAAAAAUAAAAAUGAAAUUCAAAGGAAAUGGAUGGAUCUAGAAAAUAUUUAAACAUUUCUUAAUAUGUAAGGGUCCGAAGUUCACUGAAGGAAGCCCCCAGACUCAGUACGCAAAAACAGAGUAUUUAUUCUGCAGAAACACGUAGCAUGCUAGGGUUACCACGGUUUGUUCAGAAUGGCAACACCUGAAGAGACACUGGAGCUCAUUUUAUAACAGUACAGCUUAAUUGCUUCUGAGACAACAACAGGCUUCUAAGUGGUUACAAAAACCAUUAUCAGCAUCGAUGGUCAUAAAGAAGGUGUACUCCACAGGACCAGAGGUGCAAAGCCAGGAGAUAAGGUACUGACUAGGUUAUCCAUACAAAACACAAGGAGGACUCAGUUUUAAACCUUCCACGACCCUGUGAGCUAGUAGUAUAUGCGUGUAGGCAUUCUCUGUUAUAACUUCUUAUUCAAUAUGUGACUGAAUUUAUAUGAGCAAACUUGCAGUGAGCUUUUUGCUGAGUGAACACACACCUCAGAGUUUUACACCGAGAACAAAGGGCAGACAUAAGGCUGCUCUCUCUAGCCUCCGCGGUGUCACUUUGAGGUGUUUACCAAGGCUGCAGCUUUCCAUCCUCAGUCAGGAAGGUCAGCCGCAGAGUACCUUAGUGAGUGACUUGUGGUCUAACUCCUGGGUGGAGAUAAAAUGGGGUAUGAAAAGUAAAGCUCUCAAAUUUUAUGUGUAUGAGUUUUUGCCUGCAAAUAUGUCUGCGUACCAUGUGUGUGCCUGGCACUUGUGGAAGUCAGAAGAGGGUGUUGGAUCCUUGACCUGGAGUAUAGAUAAUUGUGUGCUGAGAACUCAGUCUUCAGCAAGAGCAAGUUGUCUUAGCUACUGAGCCAUUUCUUUAGUCCCAUAUCUGCAAUGUAUCGUGAAAAUCCAACUCAGAAGGGCAAAGAUAGCAUGUCCUUUUACAUAUAGAAAUGCUAGCUUUGUGUGUGUGUGUGUGUGUGUGUGUGUGUGUGCGCGCGCGUGCUAGCAUAAGCCAUGAAACUAGAAAGGAGAUGCCAGGUGAGUGCUGAGGAGAUGAGGGAGACGGGCACUAAGACACACGAGGGUAGACGGAGGCUAUGGAAGGUACAAGGGGUGUGCUCAGGUUGCUGGGGAGAAAGGACAGGGAAGAGAGUCAACAAAACCAAAGUUUGUUUGAAAAUGCCAGAAUGAAACCUAAUGCUGUGCAUGCUAAUUGGAAAGUUUUAAGGGGUUGGGGAUUUAGCUCAGUGGUAGAGCGCUUGCCUAGGAAGCGCAAGGCCCUGGGUUCAGUCCCCAGCUCCGAAAAAAAGAACCAAAAAAAAAAAAGUUUUAAAAUAAAAAUAAAUAGUUAUUCCAUUUGGGUCUCUGUAGCAAACUCCCAUAAACUGGGUAGCUUUUAACUGGCAUUCAUUUUUGCUCAUAGUUUGGAGGCUGGGAAAUUCACAAGGCAUUGACAGUGUCUAUAGUUGGUGAAUGGACAAGCUACCCAGUUUAUAUGUUUAAAUUAUAUAUACUCUAUAUCUUAAAAUAUGUAAUUAAAUAUAAGUAAGCGUAUUAAUUAUAUAUUUAAAUGUAUAUUAAGAAUCCUAACUGCUGUACUUGAGGGCUUUACUCUCAUGACAGUUUGUUUCAGAAGGCUGUUUCCCCAUUGCUGUCACGUUGGUGGUUAAGAGGUUACUUUGAGUUCUGGAGCUAACACCACCACUCAGGCCAUAGCAGCAUGCAGUUUGCUGGGAGUGUGUUGGGGUGGGGCGGGUGGGCCGGACCUCACUACGUAACGUAGGUUGGUCUUGAACUCAGAGUACUCGUCCUACUUCAGCCUUCCCAGUGCUGAGUGUACAAGUGUAAGCCAACAGGCUUGGCCUAGCCCUUGUUUACUGUUGAGAGUCAGUCUGCCUUACAGGGCAGAGAGUGUUCUAAAAACAGCAGGCAAGCACUCCGUGUGUCCUCAGGUCUAGGUGACUGGUGAUAUUAAAUAGGACCCUUGAGAUGGGCUCCACUGAAAAACAAGAUCCGAGCAGACAGCUGUGAUCUGUGUGCUGGGAGGAACAGUUUAAGCAAGGGUACCAAGGUAGGACUGCACCUGGUGUGCAGCGGGGAAGCCAGGCAGCUCUCAGCCAACGUCCCUGCAGUGAGCGGAGUUGUGUAGGGAAGAAGCAAGGAAGGGAAUGGCUGGGGAUAGUCCUUAGGCACUCUGGCAUGAAAACUUCUGUAGGGCUUUGAGCCCAGUGAUGGCAGGUUCUUAGGCGGUCGCCCAUUCCCCUCCAGGGCUUUGGAAGUGUCCCUUUAGGGUGUGGUAGUGAGAAUAAACUGCAGCUGGAGUGUAGAGAGGAGACUAGUGGUGGCGGGACAUGGGAUGACUGGAGUUUGGAUGUGCACACAGUAUUACUAUUUUUUGCUAACAUGUUCUCUACAGUAUAUACGGGUCAGUGGACAGCUGAAGUAAGGGCUCCCCUUACCAUGUGGACCCUGGAUGGUAGACUCAGGUUAUCAGGAGCGGUUGUGGAUGCCUUUGUGUAUUGAGCCAUCUUCUGUGCCCUCUGUAGAAUUACCUUACUUUUCCUAUAAGUUGGAUAUGGGAAAAGGGAAAGGAGAGAGGAAGGGCGAUGCCAAAGUUCAGGGCGGAGCAGGUGGACAAGAGUCGGGUAGUUUACAGCAGGCAAAGGUGGGAAUGAAGGUUGGUGUUCUGUUGCCUGAUCCUAAUGCCACGUGAGAUGUUUAGCUCUGAAGCUAGGUUACGUUACCAAGUCUAGGUUGGAGGAGGGCAGAAACACCCAAGUCCCGUGCUUCCAGUAAAGGCUAGGCAGAAGACCAGAGUGUGGUAGAGUGCUUCGGUGAGGGCCAUAUCCUGUGUCAUGAGCCGUGAGGGACAAGCUGACUGACUGGGAAUUACUAGUUGUGUUUAGUGGUAAUGACAAGACCUGUGUUGGUAGGUGUGGCAAAGGAGUGGGAUUGCAGAAAGCAUCAUGGAAUCGUUCUACCCAAGACAGAAGUAACAAGACGUUAUGGCGGUGAGAAGAAAAGGUCUGUCUCUAGUCUUUCUGACCCCGAUCUGUGAAGACCCCGAGCCCAGUCCGCAGUAAGCGUGAGAUGUGGAGUGCACACCUGAAGCCAGCUCCUGGGUGAGCCGGGAGGUUGGCGUCCAGGCCAUCCGCACUGGUGUGUAGGAGCUUCCUCUCGGGAUAGAGACCAGAGUUGUGUUUUCGUGUGGAAAUACACGUCUACCAGUUUGGCGCUACUAUGUAAUCAGUGGUCACCUUGUCGUGGAAAGCUGUGGUUGGCUUGAGAAUUAAUGAGGCAUAGCAGCACUGUCUCAGAAGAAAUCGAAGUACUGAUUGUAGGAGCAGCCUUUCAUAGGAGUGAUAAAACCAUCACGAAAAAACAACUUAAGGGAGAAGAUUAUCUGCAAUGCUGGAAUGAAGUAACUCAAGAUGAGCAAGCUAAAAGUGGUAGGAGAGAAAAGCCUUACCAAUAGUUCUCGGGUUGUGGGGCUCUUGGCUCAGCUGGAGAAGAUCAAUACGGAUUCCACAGAGUCAGACACUGCCAGACAUGUCACAUCCAAAAUUCUUCAUUUGGCUCAAAGUCAAGAAAAAACAAGGAGGGAAAUGACAACCAAAGGUUCUACAGGCAUGGAAGUUCUGUUGUCAACAUUGGAGAACACGAAAGAUCUUCAGACUGUACUUAAUAUCCUGAGCAUUCUCAUCGAGCUGGUGUCCUCCGGUGGAGGCCGAAGAGCGAGUUUCUUAGUUGCCAAAGGUGGUUCACAGAUUCUGUUGCAACUGCUCAUGAACGCCAGCAAAGACUCUCCCCCACACGAGGAGGUGAUGGUGCAGACUCACUCCAUUCUUGCCAAGAUUGGACCAAAAGAUAAAAAAUUUGGAGUGAAAGCCAGAGUAAAUGGGGCCCUGAAUAUAACUCUGAACCUGGUCAAGCAGCACUUUCAGAACUACCGCCUGGUUCUGCCUUGUCUUCAGCUGUUACGAGUGUAUUCUACCAACUCUGUGAACUCAGUAUCUUUAGGUAAGAAUGGAGUUGUGGAGCUGAUGUUUAAGAUCAUCGGACCAUUCAGUAAGAAGAAUUCGGGUCUCAUGAAGGUUGCUUUAGACACUCUUGCUGCAUUGCUAAAAUCAAAGACAAAUGCCAGGCGUGCCGUAGACAGAGGCUAUGUUCAAGUGCUUUUAACCAUUUAUGUAGAUUGGCAUCGACACGAUAACCGGCACAGAAACAUGCUCAUUCGGAAGGGGAUUCUACAGAGCUUAAAAAGUGUCACGAACAUCAAAUUGGGAAGAAAAGCAUUUAUUGAUGCAAAUGGGAUGAGAAUUCUGUAUAACACCUCACAAGAGUGCUUGGCGGUCAGGACUCUGGACCCUCUUGUCAACACAUCCAGUCUGAUAAUGAGGAAAUGUUUCCCCAAAAACCGCCUUCCACUCCCCACCAUUAAAAGUUCUUUCCACUUCCAGUUGCCAAUUAUCCCUGUGACUGGACCUGUGGCCCAGCUCUACAACCUGCCGCCCGAAGUGGACGACGUGGUGGACGAGAGUGACGACAACGAUGACAUUGAUUUAGAAGCUGAAAAUGAAGUCGAGAAUGAAGAUGACCUAGAUCAAAGUUUUAAGAAUGAUGAUAUUGAAACAGAUAUUAAUAAAUUAAGACCCCAGCAAGUACCAGGACGAACAAUAGAAGAACUAAAAAUGUAUGAGCACCUUUUCCCUGAGCUUGUUGAUGAUUUUCAGGACUAUGAAUUAAUCGCUAAAGAACCCAAACCUUUUGUGUUUGAGGGGAAAGUUCGGGGCCCGAUUGUAGUUCCCACAGCUGGAGAGGAAGUGCCUGGGAAUCCAGGUAACGUAAGGAAAGGAGCUGCAGUGAAGGAGAAAGCGAGUCCUAAAGGAGAGGAAGUCAAGGAAGAUGCCAAGGGCCAUGACAAAACACCGCCGUGGCAGCUGGGUGGCCAGAACAGAGCGGCCGCUUCAGCCCACAGCUCCAACAACGAUCUUGUGAAGGCCUUAGACCGAAUCACACUGCAGAGUACCCCUUCACAAGUAGCCGCGGGCUUGACUGCAGGAAUGAGGAAGGACUACGGCCUCCCUCUCACUGUCCUCUCAUGCACGAAAGCGUGUCCUCACGUGGCUAAGUGCACAAGUGCCCUUUUCGAAGGGCGGACAGUACAUCUUGGUAAACUGUGUUGUACUGGAGUUGAAACGGAAGAUGAUGAAGACUUUGAGUCCCACUCAUCAGCAGAGCAGGUCUCCUCUGUUGAAGCCUCUGAUGGACCACCAACACUGCAUGACCCAGACCUCUACAUCGAGAUUGUGAAAAAUACAAAGUCUGUUCCCGAGUACUCAGAGGUGGCCUAUCCUGAUUAUUUUGGACACAUUCCACCUCCCUUCAAAGAGCCUAUUUUAGAAAGGCCUUAUGGUGUACAAAGGACAAAAAUUGCCCAAGAUAUCGAGAGGCUGAUACACCAGAAUGAUAUCAUUGACCGGGUGGUGUAUGACUUAGAUAACCCUAACUAUACCACUCCAGAAGAAGGAGAUAUUUUGAAGUUUAACUCAAAAUUUGAAUCUGGGAAUCUGCGCAAAGUAAUUCAAAUUAGAAAAAGCGAGUAUGACCUCAUUCUGAACUCUGACAUAAACAGUAACCAUUACCAUCAGUGGUUCUACUUUGAAGUCAGUGGGAUGCGGCCGGGUGUGGCAUACAGGUUCAACAUCAUCAACUGUGAGAAGUCCAACAGCCAGUUUAACUACGGUAUGCAGCCACUUAUGUAUUCAGUUCAGGAAGCACUAAAUGCCAGGCCGUGGUGGAUCCGUAUGGGUACUGACAUUUGUUACUACAAAAAUCACUUCUCGAGAAGUUCCGUGGCUGCGGGUGGACAGAAGGGGAAGUCCUACUACACGAUCACCUUCACCGUGGUCUUCCCGCAUAAAGAUGACGUGUGCUACUUUGCCUAUCACUACCCAUACACAUACUCUACUCUGCAGAUGCAUCUUCAAAAAUUGGAGUCAGCGCACAAUCCUCAGCAAAUCUACUUUCGAAAAGAUGUGUUGUGUGAGACCUUGUCUGGGAACAGCUGUCCUUUGGUGACCAUAACAGCAAUGCCAGAGUCCAGUUACUAUGAGCAUAUCUGUCAAUUCAGAACUCGCCCUUACAUUUUCUUGUCUGCUCGGGUGCAUCCUGGAGAAACCAAUGCAAGCUGGGUCAUGAAAGGAACGCUGGAGUACCUCAUGAGCAAUAGCCCGACCGCCCAGAGCUUGCGGGAGGCUUACAUUUUUAAAAUUGUUCCCAUGCUCAAUCCAGACGGUGUCAUCAAUGGAAAUCACCGCUGCUCCUUAAGUGGAGAGGAUUUGAACAGACAGUGGCAAAGUCCAAACCCAGAGUUACACCCCACGAUUUACCAUGCGAAGGGGCUACUCCAGUACCUGGCUGCAGUGAAGCGCUUACCUCUGGUUUACUGUGAUUACCAUGGCCACUCUCGGAAAAAGAAUGUGUUCAUGUAUGGCUGCAGCAUCAAAGAGACAGUGUGGCACACCCAUGACAACGCGGCCUCCUGCGAUGUUGUGGAAGACAUGGGAUACAGGACUUUGCCUAAGAUCCUGAGCCACAUCGCUCCGGCCUUCUGCAUGAGCAGCUGUAGCUUUGUGGUGGAAAAAUCCAAAGAGUCCACAGCUCGGGUUGUUGUGUGGCGGGAAAUUGGAGUUCAAAGGAGCUAUACCAUGGAGAGUACUUUAUGUGGCUGCGAUCAGGGUAGAUACAAGGGUUUACAGAUUGGGACUCGAGAACUGGAAGAAAUGGGAGCAAAAUUUUGUGUUGGUUUAUUGCGUUUGAAAAGACUGACUUCUCCAUUGGAGUACAAUCUACCCUCCAACCUGCUUGACUUUGAAAAUGACUUAAUUGAAUCAAGCUGUAAAGUAACUAGCCCCACUACUUACGUUUUGGAUGAAGAUGAACCUCGGUUCCUUGAAGAAGUUGAUUACAGUGCAGAAAGCAAUGACGAGUUAGAGGUUGAAUUAGCGGAGAAUACAGGCGAUUAUGAGCCUUCUGCCCAAGACGAAGCCCUUUCCGACUCUGAGGUAUCAAGAACACACCCUAUUUGAACUUUCUUCCACCUUUGUUAAUUGCCAAGAAGAAAUGAAAUGUCUUGGUUUUCGUUGCACAGGAAGUAUGAGAGGGACAAGCAUUCAGACAGCUGACUCAAGACGAAAAGGACCUUGGGCCUGUUUGGUUUCAAGACAAUAAAUAUAUUAUUAAUUGAUAUUAUUGGCAUUUGUUUUAUUUUAGAUAUUCAAUGUACUUUAUAUAACAUUGAAUUAUCAGAUGAUAGAAGUAUCAUUGCAUGAAUUUUAUCUCCUGUGGCACCUGCAUCAAGCAGACAAACUCAGUGUGUCCGAGUAAAAAUCUAAAUUAUAUGGAGUGAAAAUCGUUCUCUACAUGGAUUUCUCCGAAUGUGUUUGUGUGGAGGUGGGGAGAUACUCAAGCUAACUGCUCUUCAGAAGCAUGUGAACUGUGUAUGGUGGCUGAACUAACCCAAAAUUUGCCUCGAAUCCAUCCCAUUCUACAUUUAUCAAGUUAAAUAAAACUGUAUCAGACUCUG
Molecule: messenger RNA, 9646 nt
Organism: Rattus norvegicus (Norway rat)
Lineage: Eukaryota; Metazoa; Chordata; Mammalia; Rodentia; Muridae
Source: RefSeq, a predicted model, not a curated record